Toxoplasma gondii ME49 is the source of this 3602-nucleotide messenger RNA. Its product is annotated as phospholipase D active site domain-containing protein. Gene Ontology annotation, molecular function: catalytic activity. The coding region runs from base 42 to 3602 and encodes 1186 amino acids. The transcript is spliced from 11 exons. The record is from RefSeq and is a predicted model, not a curated record. Lineage: Eukaryota; Apicomplexa; Conoidasida; Eucoccidiorida; Sarcocystidae.
CCUUUCCUUCCCCUCGACGUGGCGGACGAACGCCGCGACAGAUGUCUGCAGUUGUUGAACAAGAAAAGAUGGUCCCUCCGUCCAGCUCUGGCCUCCCGUCGAGGCGCUGCGCUGCGGCGGUGCUUUCCGCGUCGCUCGGCAGCCUCGCCACUUUAGCGGCACUGAAAGAAGACGAAGAAAAACGAUUCUCUCGCCCCGCUUUCUUCUCAGUUGCAUCGUCGCUGACGUCUUCUUUCAUGGAAUACGGAACAAAUGCCUCCAUCGUAGGAGACUCUUUCUGCGCUGCCCGAGACUCACGGCGACAUAGCAACGGCAGUCUCUCCCAUGUUUCCAAUGGAGAAGGAUCCCGUCUCGAAGAGAAGAAAACAAACAGGUUUUUUCCUCUACGGGGGACGAACGAUGCUGACAACACUGCACCUGCAAGGCCUGACGGACGGGGACGGCAGGGUGGAGGAGCGACAGAUGUGAAGGGUUCUGUGGGUGAAGGACAUGCUGGAAUCACCAGUCAGAGACAGGAAAGAACAAUUUGUCUCUUGCAAGUGCCUGUCAGCUCGCUACCUUCUGAAGCCGUGAAUGAGAACAAACAGGCGGGGUGGAAGGGUCACGUGCGUGAGAAACACCUCAGAAGGGAAGUGAGAAAAGGCGCUCAAUGGGCUCAAGCGCAUGCGGAGCCUGGCACCUUGUUGUCCAGGUUCUCUCCAAGUCGCCUCCAUCGAAACGCAGUCUCUCUUUGCGCCUCGGAUUCUCCUUCUCCCGGCUCUUCCUUGUCUUCGUCUUUCUGCUCUCUGCCUUGUUCUUCCUCGGCUACAUCUGGUUCUUUGUCGAAAUUCUCGACGAAGCUCAGCAAUUCUUCUUCCUCAGGGGAUGCGUCACUCGAUAUACCCUCUCACGUCAGGCGCGCUGUCUCUCGUCUUCGUCUUUUCCAAGAGCAGCAGAGACGCGAGGAGAGAGACGGAGGCGCAGAACCAGCAGCUGCGGGAGGACCUUGUGGGCCAGGUGCGGAGACAACCCAAAUAGAUUCAGAGGCCAGGACAUCGCGAGAAGGCGAACGACGAGAACAAGGCGCCCCAGGUGUCACGCGUCGCGGCCAAAGUCUGCAACUGUCGGAAGCAGAUUUUUCGCGUCUUGAAACACAGUGGUUAGCAUUGAUGGAACGCGUGAAACACUUUGGUCGUUUGUCCAGCGGGAACAGUGUAAAGAUUUACCACGAAGGGGACAAGGCCUUCUCGUCGAUCUUGCGGACCCUCCGAAAUGCAGAGAAAACGAUUCUAAUGGAAUUUUACAUUUACGACAACUCCAGCAUCGGCCGAACUAUCAAAGAUGCUUUGUGUGCCGCGGCGCGGCGAGGCUGCUUUGUGGUGCUCGUGGUGGACUGGGUGGGGGGGUUCAACAUGCCAACGGCGUGGCAAGAGGAACUCGUUGCUGCAGGCGUGAACAUGGUGAUUUUCAAUCCACCAUUUCCUUUGAGUGGAGGGUCUGCGGACGCGUCUCCGCAGUCUUCACUCUCGUAUCUCGCUGCGACAGCGAAGCACAUCCUGGCCUAUGGGAAGGAUCUCUGUGGCACCCUUGUUUUCUCUUCGCCGCCUCGGAAGCCGCACGAUGCGCGCGGCUGUUACGCGGAGGCGUCCUCGCCGUUCUCUCUCUCUUCUGGCGAGUCACCUUCUCUCUCUGUGGGGUCGCAGAAGGACGCUGGUGCCUCGCUUGCUUCUGCGCUUCUGGAACAUCAGAAAGAGCCUCGAGACUCCCCCAACACGAAGGAGUCUUCACGGAGUGACAGCCGGGCACAGGCACCAGGCUCUCUGUGGGCGGAACGCGUGGGGCCGAUCCCUUUCCGCGACCACCGGAAGAACCUCAUUGUCGAUGGAAAGGUGGCUUUUGUGGGCUCGUUGAACGUUUCUGAGGACGCAGUCGGCGAGAAGUUCGGAGGACGAAACCACUUCUACGAUUUGCAUGUACGGCUUCGAGGCCCCGCAGUCAAGGCUCUGGAGUCUCUGUUCGUCGAGACGCUGGACACCUCAAAUGCUCGCUCUCUCAGAGAUCGGCUUGUGGCGCAUCUGGCGCGGGUCGAGAGAGAGCAAGACAUGCAGACACUGAGGUUUCACAGCGAGUUCGAGGGAUCGGAGAGACACGCUGGAGACCCAGAAGGACUCGCCAAGACGAGGGAGAACAGAGAGAGCGAGCAGCUGUCUACCCGGGUUUGGCCUGACAGAGCGGAAAGGAGCGGCGCGGUGGCGGAUCUACAGGCGGACACACGUGAGAGUCUGGCCACGGCUUCUUCUCUUCACGCGUCUUGUGUCGACGGCUCUGUUUUGCCGGACGCUUCUCCCUCUUCCGUCUCGGCGUCUUCCAUUUCUUCGUGCGUAUCCCUAGUUUCACCACUGGCUUUGAUCAAGUUCUCCUGGUCCAACCUGCAAGCGCUGCUGCGUGCGCUUCUGCCGUCGAUCGCGAGCAGAGACAGAAACGCAGAAGUGCAGGAAACAGAGGAGGGUCGACACCUCCUUCUAGGGUGGAAGGCUGUGAGGGUCUCUCGCCCAAGAGUGGAAAACGAGGGAGUCGAAGAGGAUGACGACGCCGACGACGCGACUGAUGUUCUGGUUCAGGUUCUCGAAAGCAAUGUGAUGCGGAAUCAGAGGUCGAUUCAGGCUGUCCUCAAAUCUGCGAUUUACAAUGCGACGGUCUCUUUGUAUGUGACAGCAGCCUACUUUAUUCCACCUGGAUUCCUCCGUCGCGCGCUUCAGACAGCUCUCGCCAGGGAUGGGGUCGACGUGUCUCUGCUUCUCUCCGGGGAAAGCGACGUUUGGGGCGACGUGUACGCAACAACAUACGUCGCUCGAAAAUUCCUGACGAAACAGCGACGACACGCGUUUCUGUCGGCCGACUGGGAAGUGGAUCCGUCGUUUCCCCAGAGAGUGAGGACUUUCUUCUCUUCUCUCCUGCCCGUUCGACGACAGCCGACUCUUGACGCCUACUGUUCCACGCCUGUCGACGAGAGCGGAUCUGGACAAUCCUUUGCUGAGGACUCUGCCGCUUCUUCUGGGGUCUCGUCCAUUGCCCAGAGCGGCCCAGAGAGACAACGACGAGAAGAAGGCAGUGUGGAGUCUCAGGCAGGAGGCGAGAGGGCGGAGAGGCGGAGGCCCAAGAGGUGGAGGAGUCUGAGGGAGCAUGCAGAGCCGAGGGGAGACGCGUCCGUCUACUUUCUGACGUCCCGUCAUUGCCACGCGAAAAACAUCGUCGUAGAUCACUUGUGGAGCACCACUGGAUCUUUCAACUUCGACAGGUUUUCUUCGCGGCGCAACAUGGAGGUGCUUGUGGCUUUUCUUGACCCUGGGAUUGCUCUCAAAUUCGAAAAUCUCUACUGGAGACAUGUGCAGAGCGGCGAGGCAGAGCAAAUGACUGUCGAGCAGUGGAGUAACCAGUCUCUCGUCAAAAAGGUCCUUUGCUUCUUCUGCUACUACAUCACCCGCUUUGCAGGAAAGAAUUUCUUCGAUGGACUUUCUGACCAGCGACGCCGGGCAGUCUUGAAUCGUCUCCUGAUUGCAUCGUACCUCGAAGAUAUGCCUGCGUCAGAUCUCUCGACGUCUCUGCUCUGGGGUUUCCAAUAA